This is a messenger RNA of Erythranthe guttata (spotted monkey flower), 1389 nucleotides long. RefSeq names its product peroxidase 51. The record is from RefSeq and is a predicted model, not a curated record. Gene Ontology annotation, molecular function: peroxidase activity; heme binding. Gene Ontology annotation, biological process: hydrogen peroxide catabolic process; response to oxidative stress. NCBI's taxonomy places the organism in Eukaryota, Viridiplantae, Streptophyta, Magnoliopsida, Lamiales, Phrymaceae.
CAAAUCUUGAAAUUCCAAUUUCUGAUUUUUCGAGUUUUGUUUCUUAGCUUUUCACUUCCCAAAGAAAAAAUAUUCAAAAUUUUCCAAAAGUAUUAAAUUCAUCCAAUCCCUCCGAUUUCCAUCUCCUAUCAUCAAUUCCUCUAUAACAUUGUACACGCCUCGAAUUAUAUUGGUUUCCGAAAGUAUUAAUUCCGAUCCGACCUGUAAAAUUUUUACAUCUACCCUCAAUUAUUUCUAACACUAUAUAUAUAGUACAAAGUUUUCUCAAAUAAGUUACAUCGCAGUAAAUGAGAAAAACCGAUAUGGGCCGAGUUAAUUCUCUUACAAGUCUAAUAUUAUCACUUUCCGUGAGUAUUAUUCUGUUUUCCGGCCACCCUACGUCGGCGGAGCUCCGGCAGAACUUCUAUUCAAACAUAUGCCCCGACGUCGAAAACAUCGUAAGAAGCGCCGUUUCAAGAAAAGCCAGCCAAACGUCAAUUACCAUCCCGGGCACGCUUCGGCUCUUUUUCCAUGACUGUUUUGUUUCGGGGUGUGAUGCGUCGGUGAUAGUGGCAUCGACGGAGCGGAACACGGCGGAGAAGGACCACCCGGACAAUUUGUCACUCGCCGGAGAUGGGUUCGACACGGUGAUCAAAGCCAAAGCCGCCGUGGAUGCCGUCCCACGUUGUAAGAACAAGGUUUCUUGUGCUGAUAUUCUUGCAUUGGCUGCUCGUGACGUCAUUGUCCUGGCUGGUGGGCCCACGUAUCCGGUGGAAUUGGGGAGAUUGGAUGGGUUGAGCUCCACGUCAGCAAGUGUGAAUGGGAAUCUGCCUCAGCCGAAUUUCAAUUUAAAUCAGCUUAAUUCCAUGUUUGCUUCUAGAGGUUUAACACAAGCUGAUAUGAUUGCUCUUUCAGGUGCACACACUCUAGGAUUCACACACUGCAGCCGAAUCACAAACCGGAUCUACAAUUUCAGCUCCGCGAACCCGGUCGACCCGACCCUAAACAAGCAAUACGCGAGCCAAUUACAGGCUACGUGCCGGAGAAACGAAUCGGAUCCGAGAAUAUCCGUCAACUUGGAUCCAACAACUCCUGGAAUAUUCGACAAUGCCUACUUCGAGAAUCUUAUCCAAGGGAAGGGAAUCUUCACUUCGGAUCAAGUUUUAUUCACGGAUUCAAGAUCGAGAAAUAUUGUUACUAAUUGGGCUUCGGAUUCUCGGGCUUUUAAUGAUGCUUUUAUUCGGGCUAUUACUAAACUGGGUCGGGUCGGAGUCAAGACCCAAGGAAACGGGAAUAUCCGUUUUGAUUGUGCAAAGUUUAAUUGAGAUUUUAAAUAAAUUCAAAUACUACUAUUUGAAUCGGGUUUAGCGGGUUUUCAAUAAAUAAAUAAAAUAUCGAUUAAUUUUAUCA